ACCAUGUCCCUGUCAGUGCGCACAAGCGGGCUGUCCCGGCGCCUCUCUUUCCAGAGUGGGACGGCAGGCAGAGCUAAGGGCAUGUCUACUUCCAACAUUGGAAGUAUCUAUGGGGCAAAUGCCUUCAGCUUUGGAGGCAGCGGAGGGGGAGGCUUUUCUGCUGCAUCCAUGUUUGGCUCUAGCCCUGGCUUUGGUGGUGGUUCUGUAAGUUCCUUUGCAGCAGGCCUGGGCGCUGGGUAUGGAGGAUCCCUGGGCGCUGGGUAUGGAGGAUCCCUGGGCGCUGGCUUUGGGGGCAACUCAGGUGGUGGCUCCUUAGCAUUUCUCUCUGGCAAUGAUGGAGGCCUUUUUUCUGGAUCGGAAAAGGAAACCAUGCAAAAUCUUAAUGACAGAUUGGCUUCCUAUCUGGAUAAAGUCCGAGCCCUCGAAGAGGCUAAUACUGAUCUAGAAAAUAAAAUUCGAGAAUGGUAUGAAACACGAGGGUCUGGGACUGGAGAUCCUGGGUCACGGAGUGGUUAUAAUAAAUAUUAUACAGUGAUUGAAGACCUCAGGAAUAAGAUCAUUUCUGCCAACAUUGGAAAUGCCCAGCUCAUCUUGCAGAUUGACAAUGCGAGGCUGGCUGCCGAUGACUUCAGAAUGAAGUAUGAGAACGAGCUGGCCUUGCGCAUGAGCGUGGAGGCUGACAUCAACGGCCUGCGCAGAGUGCUUGACGAGCUGACCCUGACCAGAUCUGACCUGGAGAUGCAGAUGGAGAACCUGAAUGAAGAGUUGGCCUACAUGAGGAAGAACCAUGAGGAGGAGCUCCAAAACUUCCGGGAGGGAGGCCCAGGCCAGGUGAGCGUAGAAAUGGAUGCCACCCCUGGAGUGGACCUCACCAGGCUCCUCAACGACAUGCGAGCGCAGUAUGAGACCAUUGCCGAGCAGAACCGGAAGGAUGUCGAAGCUUGGUUCCUUGAAAAGAGUGGGGAGCUCGGGAAGGAGAUCAGCACAAACAAAGAGGAACUGCAGUCCAGCAAGAGCGAGGUCACCGAGCUGAAGCGCGUGUUCCAAAACCUCGAGAUAGAGCUCCAGUCUCAGCUCGCCAUGAAGAAAUCGCUUGAGGACUCCUUGGCCGAAACCGAGGGCGACUACUGUGGCCAGCUGUCCCAGGUGCAGCAGCUCAUCGGGUGCCUGGAGGAGCAGCUGCUGCAGGUGCGUGGGGACACCGAGCACCAGAACAGCGAGUACCAGCAGCUGCUGAAUGUCAAGGCCCGCCUGGAGCUGGAGAUCGAGACCUACCAACGCCUGCUGGACGGGGAGGCCGGGGGCAGCAUACUAGAUGCCAGUUCAUCUGUGACAGAGUCCAGGUCUCAAGCACAGUCAAUUGAUUCCUCCAAAGACCCAAGCAAAAGCCGAAAAAUCAAGACAAUUGUGCAAGAGAUGGUGAAUGGUGAGGUAGUCUCAUCUCAAGUCCAGGAAAUUGAAGAGCUGAUGUGA
Elephantulus edwardii (Cape elephant shrew) is the source of this 1473-nucleotide messenger RNA. RefSeq names its product keratin 12 (gene KRT12). The record is from RefSeq and is a predicted model, not a curated record. Gene Ontology annotation, molecular function: structural molecule activity. The transcript has 8 exons. NCBI's taxonomy places the organism in Eukaryota, Metazoa, Chordata, Mammalia, Macroscelidea, Macroscelididae. The coding region runs from base 4 to 1473 and encodes 489 amino acids.